AUGGGUAUAGCCAAUGCGGCUGCCGUAGCCUCUAACUGCGGGAAGAGUUUUCCAGGCAUCAAACUUGCCCUUGUGGUUGGCGUUUGUGGUGCUGUUCCUUUCAAACCCAAUAAAGACGAAAUAGUGCUUGGAGAUGUAAUUAUCAGUGACGGUAUUGUUCAGUGUGACUUUGGACGGCAACUUCCUGGCCGUUUUGCCUGUAAGGACAUGCUUGCUGAGUAUCCUGGCGUUACGAAAGACAGACUGUUCGAUGCAUUCUACCGACAUGCAGUAGAUCAGAAAUCGUGCGAGCAGCUCGGAUGCAAUGGCGAGCUUGUGUUGCGACACCGCUUAGAGACUGCUGGGAUCUAUCCUGCGCCUGCUGUCCACUUCGGUUUGAUGGCUUCCGGAAACUCAGUGAUGAAGUCUGGCGAAGACCGCGACCGAAUCGCAGUACAGGAAGGCGUCAUUGGAUUCGAGAUGGAGGGUGCUGGGGUUUGGGAUAGUUUUCCAUGCAUUGUGAUCAAGGGCGCUUGCGACUAUGCUGACAGCCAUAAAGACAAGGGUUGGCAGCGAUAUGCUGCAGCUACGGCGGCAGCCUGUACGAAGGCUUUUCUUGGCUUUUGGGUACCUUCUUUUGGCCAAGGCCUAGCCUGGGACCCCCAGAACGACCUCCGUUUACAGAAUCGCGAUUCUUCCGGCCGAGGCCACUCUACGCGCGCUGUCGAUGAGGGUCAGAUACAACCAGUAUUUUAUGUUCCCUUUCUGAAGAAUGACCUCUUUGUGGGCCGAGAUGAUGUCCUUGUUGCUCUGCAAAUCGCUUAUUGGAUUAAGGAGGCAAAGAAGGACUACUUGGUGUUCUGGGUGCCGGCGCUGAGCCAUGCCAGUUUCGAGCAGGCAUGUAUGCAGAUUAUAGACGCCUGUGGCAUUCCGACUACCGACAACAGCGAUGCCAUUGAAACUGUCUGUCAGCACCUAUGCUUAAAGAGUGCAGGUAAAUGGCUUCUUGUGGUUGAUAACGCUGAUAACAUGCAAACUGUCAUGGGCUCGAAAGGUGUGGAUAAGGGCUUAUACCGAUCCCUUCCGCAAAGCGACCAAGGGCGAAUCCUGUUUACGACGCGAUACAGAAAAGUGGCAGUAUCAGUUGCCGGGCGAAAUAUUCUUGACGUACCCGCAAUGGGCCGAGAUGAGGCGAGAAGCUACUUUAAGCAGGCUUUGAUCCAGGAAGUGUCUUCAAGUGACGAACAAGUCAUGAACUAUCUUCUGAUGCUGCUGACAUAUCUUCCACUAGCUAUUACUAAGGUAUUCGAUAUGCAUAGUCUGGUGUAUAUGGCAAUAAGGUUAUGGGUUGUAAAGAAUGACUUGGAGAAAGAGCAAAGCGAUGCAGUGAUAGCACGUCUGAGGGAAGUCUUCCUGACAGAUGACUGGGAAAACCGAGAUUUAUGGCGACAGUACCUGCCACAUGCAAUCAAGCUCCUUAGAUGUGCUGACGAUGGGCGCGUUAUAGAGGCAGUAAAGCUGCUAGAGCAUGUAGUUGAAGUCCGAGAGACGAUGUUGGCGGAGAACCACCCAUCACGACUGGCAUCACAGCACGCGUUGGCAGGAGCAUACCAAGCCAACGGGCAGAUUGCAAAAGCAGUAAAGCUGCUAGAGCAUGUGGUUAAAGUCAAAGAGACGACGUUGGCGGAGAACCGCCCAUCACGACUGGCAUCACAGCAUGCACUCGCAGGAGUAUACGAAGCCAACGGGCAGAUUGCAGAAGCAGUAAAGCUGCUAGAGCAUGUAGUUAAAGUCAAAGAGACGACGUUGGCUGAGAAUCACCCAGAUCGACUGGCAUCACAGCACGCGUUGGCAGGAGUAUACCAAGCCAACAGACAGAUUGCAGAAGCAGUAAAGCUGCUAGAGCAUGUGGUUAAAGUCAAAGAGACGACGUUGGCGGAGAACCACCUAUCACGACUGGCAUCACAGCACGCGUUGGCAGGAGCAUACCAAGCCAACGGGCAGAUUGCAGAAGCAGUAAAGCUGCUAGAGCAUGUGGUUAAAGUCGAAGAGAUGGCGUUGGCUGAGAACCACCCAGAUCGACUGGCAUCACAGCACGAACUAGCACGAGCAUACCAAGCCAACAGGCAGAUUGCAAAAGCAGUAAAGCUGCUAGAGCAUGUGGUUACAGUCAGCGAGACGACGUUGGCGGAGAACCACCCAGAUCGACUGGCAUCACAGCACGCGUUGGCAGGAGUAUAUCGAGCCAACGGGCAGAUUGCAGAAGCAGUAAAGCUGCUAGAGCAUGUGGUUACAGUCAGAGAGACGGCGUUGGCGGAGAACCACCCAUCACGACUGGCAUCACAGCACGAACUGGCAGGAGUAUACCAAGCCAACGGACAGAUUGCAGAAGCAGUAAAGCUGCUAGAGCAUGUAGUAGCAAGGAAGAGGGAAAUAAUGCCACCAAGUCACCCAAGUCGAUUGGUGUCAGAGCAUAAUCUUCAGUAUUGUCGUGAAAUUUUGGAUGGCUCAAGCAGCUCAUGCCCAUAA
Molecule: messenger RNA, 2508 nt
Organism: Fusarium proliferatum ET1
Lineage: Eukaryota; Fungi; Ascomycota; Sordariomycetes; Hypocreales; Nectriaceae
Exons: 6
Coding region: 1-2508 (835 amino acids)
Biological process (GO): nucleoside metabolic process
Molecular function (GO): protein binding; catalytic activity
Source: RefSeq, a predicted model, not a curated record